AUGGCCUUUGGCUGCAAUGGAGAAGCUGUCAUUGGUGAAUCCUCAGACAAUGCAACACUUUUACCUAAAGAAGAAGAAGAAGAAACCCCUCUUCUUGAAAACUGUAAAUCUUGUCUUCCCAAAACCUUUGGCAAUUUCUUCAUUGCUAUUGUUGGUGCUGGUGUUCUUGGCCUUCCUUAUACAUUUAUGAAGACUGGUUGGAUCACAGGCGUUCUCACUCUUUUCGCCGUUGUUGUCUUAACCUAUCAUGGCAUGAUGCUUCUUAUUCAUACAAGAAGAAGACUUGAUCUUACCUUAAUUGGUGAUUCCAAGAUUUCGUCAUUUGGCGAUCUUGGUUUCGUUGUUUGUGGUCCAGUAGGUAGAUUUGUUGUUGAUGUUAUGAUUGUGUUAUCUCAAUCUGGAUUUUGUAUUGGAUAUCUCAUUUUCAUUGGCAAUACAUUAUGUCAUCUAGUAAGUUUAUCAAAAGGUUUUGGGAUUCCUCUAUUUUCCUCUGCUAAGAGCUUGUAUAUAUGGGGUUGUUUGCCAUUUCAAUUGGGAUUGACUUCUAUUCCUUCAUUAACACUUUUAGCCCCUUUGAGUAUAUUUGCUGACAUUGCACAAAUUGGUGCUAUGGGUGUUGUAAUGGUUGAGGAUGUGCAGAUGUUCAUGAAUCAAUUCCCAUCGGGGAUAGAGGCUUUCGGGACAAUCUCUACGUUUUAUUAUGGUUUAGGUGUGGCUCUUUAUUCAUUUGAAGGUGUUGGAAUGGCAAUACCAUUAGAGACGGAGAUGAAAGACAAGUCAAAAUAUGGGAAAGUAUUGGCAUUAGCAAUGUUCUUUAUUGCUUUAAUGUAUGGUACAUUUGGUGUGAUGGGGUAUUUUGCAUAUGGUUCAAGUACAAAGGAUAUUGUCUUGUCUAAUAUGGAGAAAGGAGUGUUGAGCACAAGUGUAAAAUUGGGGCUUUGUAUUAAUUUGUUCUUUACAUUUCCCUUGAUGUUGAAUCCAGCAUUUGAGGUGUUUGAGAGGAGAUUUUCUAAUGGAAAUUAUUGUAUGUGGAUGAGAUGGAUACUUGUUUUGGGAGUGACUAUGGUGGCUUUGUUGGUUCCAAAUUUUGCUGAUUUUAUGUCAUUGGUUGGUAGUAGUACUUGUUGUGCUUUGGGGUUUAUAUUGCCAGCAUUAUUUCAUUAUCAAGUAUUCAAAGGAGAAAUGGAUAGAAAAGGAACAUUUAUGGAUUUGGGAUUAAUAGUCUUGGGGGUGUUUUUCGGUGUUACUGGUACUUGUUAUUCCCUAAUUGAGAUGUUCUCUCAAGGCAAACAUGUUUAA
Molecule: messenger RNA, 1299 nt
Organism: Solanum tuberosum (potato)
Lineage: Eukaryota; Viridiplantae; Streptophyta; Magnoliopsida; Solanales; Solanaceae
Product: amino acid transporter ANTL1-like
Exons: 1
Coding region: 1-1299 (432 amino acids)
Biological process (GO): neutral amino acid transport; amino acid transmembrane transport
Cellular component (GO): vacuolar membrane
Molecular function (GO): neutral L-amino acid transmembrane transporter activity; L-amino acid transmembrane transporter activity
Source: RefSeq, a predicted model, not a curated record